GGAGGCGCGGAUAGAGAGGUUUUUUUUUUUGUAUACGAGAGGUGUUCGAGGCGUUCAAGCCCAGCUCACGCGAAGCCAGAGAGUCAAGUCCGUUGAGCCGGCCCGGCCAAAUUCGGCCGGGCCAGCCAUCCUCCCAGGGAAGACGGGACGUGUUGGACUAUGUACCACGAGGAGGAGGAGGAAGAGGAGGAGGAGAGGGAGUCGGGCAGCAGCCAAUCGUCGGCAACAGAAACGCCUCUUCCUCCUCCUCUACCGACCUGGCUGGAUCCCCUGUACCAGAUGACAAGCCCUGCAAGCACCUGCCAGGGCUACAGCGUGGACGUGCCCAGCACAAGCCAAGGCUUGUUCGUCCCCACCGUGACGGCCAUCACCACCAGCCAGGACCUCCAGUGGAUGGUCCAGUCGACCGUGAUCACCUCCUCUGCCUCGUCGCACCAAUACCCCCGCGUCCCACCGCCCGCUUAUGUGGAACCGGAUCCGGCCCCGCCUGGCCCCAGCUGGCAGGAGGAACAGGCCCAGCAGCCAGGCCCCAGUGGAGCUCGCCACCAGGGCCACCAGGUGGGGUUGGAGGCUCGCUCUCUGGGAGGACGGAGGCGCAGGGAUGAAGACCUCUCGGCGGAGGAGGCGGAAAGGCGCCGAGUUCGUCGCGAGCGGAACAAACAGGCGGCCGCGCGCUGCCGAAACCGGCGGAGAGAGUUGACGGACAGACUACAGUCGGAGACGGACGAGCUGGAGGACCGCAGCACGGGCCUCCGUGCCGAGAUCGAGACGCUCAGCAAGGAGAAGGAGCGACUGCAGCUCGUGCUCGCGGCGCACAAGGGCUUCUGCAAGAUCGCGCACGAAGACGACGUGGAGGACUGCGCCCUCGCCACGUCCGCGCACCUCGUGUGCGUGCCGCCCCCCUCCUCCAAGAGCGAGGGGGAACUGCAGCUCGGCUCUCAGCUGCAACAGCUGCAGCAGCAGCAGGAGUGUGCCGAGCCGUCGGCCGGAGCAAACAUCUCAGGCAGCUACUACUUUGACUUCGAGCCCAUCGCCGGGCCCUCUUCGUCCGCGUCAUCUGCCGCCACGGCUGCGGGCACCUCCACGUCUGUGGGGGGUCCCUUCCCGUCCACCUCGGGUUACCACCCGUUCUUGCUGCAGGGCGCAGGUCCGGGCCAGGACGAGGGGAACCAGGCGGGUGGCGACGCGCCUCCGCCGCCGCAGCAGCAGCAGCAGCAGCGCGCGCCCGGCAGCAGUAACGGGGAGCAGUCGUCGGAUUCGCUCAGCUCGCCCACGCUGCUCGCGCUCUAGCGGUGGAGUCGUGGAGGAGGAGGAGGGGGAGGAAGGGGUGCAUGAGCUUGCCUUUGUUUAGUUCCUCGGUUGCCCCGAGUCUCCCAGCCGCGCUCCGACAAAAGUGAUGACGACGACGAUGGCGGUGAUGAUGGUGAUGAUGGUAGUGAUGAUGGUGAUAAUGAUGCGGUUUUGGAGAAUGUUUCUUUUCUGCAACCAAUGCAACUCGCGGCAAGCUUCGGCACGGGGUAAUUUCUUUGCCAAAUUUUUCGUAAAAUUCCUUGGCAGCUCACGAUCGAACGGACGUUAAACGCUUCCUUCGUUGUGACUAGUAUUGAUCAUUGCUUUAUUACUAUUUAUUUUUUAUAUAUAUACAUGAUUUUUAGAUAUACAUACAGUAUAUGUGUGCGCAUGUGUAAAUACAAUAUGUGUAUGGUUGGCAUUGGCCGCGCACAUUCACACAGUCACUCCACUGCCUUAGAAAUGCAUGGGCAUUUUGCUCGGCUAUCUCCGGCCACUGCGCCGUUGUGGUCAUUAACGUCUUAGUAUUUAUACUUAAUAUCGCACACACCUUGGGCAUUAGCCACACACACACACGCGCGCGCGGCGUUUUAAUGCCUUCGUGAAUGAACGCACGAAUCCCUUGCGAGAUUAGAGAGAGGAAGUCGCCUCUGCCAGUAAUAAUCUUGACGCGGUCGAGGAUAAAUGUUGCAGGCUCGUAAUUUCUCGCUGAUGGAGAGAGCCUCCAACUAGUACCUCCAGAGUGUCGCUCCAGAGGGGUGUAUUUUUGUGUUUUGCUCGAUUUUUUCACAUCGGACAGACGUCUUGGAAGCGUUGGGGCGUCACCCACACUUUACACACGAUCGGCCUCUCGACUUUGGCGUACACAUUUCGUGCCGUUGGGUGGACCCACAGGCAGGGGUCGUCGUUUCUUUUGUACGUCACGUCGCACUCGGGCAUUCAUUCUCUCGGAGAGUUGUCGCAAAGGGGGCCUUCUUUUGGAUUUGAAUGCACGCGCAGGAGUAGAUAUCUGCGUCUCUGCGGAUUUUAGUUAACUCGUGUGCGUACAAAUUGCUCCGUGAUGUGGCCUUUGGUGUUUUGGGACCAGAUUCGCACAAACAUUUCUAUGAAACGACCGGAAUGCGUAGCCCUAAAGUUCUAACCCUUUUUCUGGCAAUGGAUAUUUUAAAACUGUACCACGCUUUUGUCAAUCUACUGCAGGACGGAGGCCAAGCCACGCCACGUCGGUGUCAGGGGUUUGUACUCUACGAUGGUGGCCACUGAUAUGGCGAGCGAUAUCUGGAAUGACGCCGUCGCUCCGGAGGUAUUGGCGUGUUUUUUCCGCUCAAAUUCGGCCAGAAGAACGUUCAGCAAAUGUAAAUCAUCCCUCUUUGUCUGACUUCUUUCGCAAGACAAUGAGCCCAAUGGUUUAUUAAACUGAACCAAAACAUAAUUUGCUGGUUUAAAACAGGCAUUGCUUGGCCAGCAUUUAUUUCCUUAUCGAUGAUGGUAUUAAUUGUACGUGCGAUGAAACGAUGUCAAUUACGGCUGUCGUAUUCCGCGCGAUCCAAGAACCCUGAUUCCGAGUCUCAAUGCAUGGUAAGGGGCGUGACGAUUAAUCGAUUUCGAUUUAAAGCUUUCGUGACUGCAGGGAUUCAUCUUCUUGGUUCUUUCGGUAAAGUCACGUAGAA
Lethenteron reissneri (Far Eastern brook lamprey) is the source of this 2960-nucleotide messenger RNA. Its product is annotated as fos-related antigen 2-like. Gene Ontology annotation, biological process: regulation of transcription by RNA polymerase II. The record is from RefSeq and is a predicted model, not a curated record. Gene Ontology annotation, cellular component: nucleus. Lineage: Eukaryota; Metazoa; Chordata; Hyperoartia; Petromyzontiformes; Petromyzontidae. Gene Ontology annotation, molecular function: DNA-binding transcription factor activity, RNA polymerase II-specific; RNA polymerase II cis-regulatory region sequence-specific DNA binding.